GCUUUGUGAACAGUGGCACCGAUGCUUAACCUAGAACGACGACAAAGACCAAAAGACCCUUAAUAUUGCAGUUCCGGAUGUCCCUAGCAAUUGUUGAACGUCCAAUAUCUGCUAUUCCAGAACAACGAGGUCAUGAAUCCCCUGAAAUCAUCGACGUCGACCUCUUCGAUGUGGAGGAGGUAGCUCGAAUCGGAUCGAGACCACCUACUCGGAGAAGAAGGGUAUCGGAGAGUGGUCGUUCUGUGCCAAUCGAGCGAGAGGUUAUAACAGUAAACGACAGCGAUGAUGACGAUAUACAGUUCGUCAGUGCCAGGCCUGCUCCCAGACCUCACAGAGCGCCCAUAUUUUCACCAUCACCCCCACCACAGCUUGAUGCGAUACCACCUGUUCCGCAGAUACCGAGGAGGUUUAUACCUAUGCGACGAAGACCACCUCCAUUUCCCACAGCUCCUGGGUUGGUGGUUCCCCAUGCCGAGCCUUUUCCAUUCGAAACGAACAUCAGGCCUGCCCCAGCGCCCAUCGAGCGUCCUCCAGCACCCGCUCCUGCCGUUGCACCAUCACACCACGUUCCUGUGAUGGGAUUUGGCGGUGCAUUGCUUCAACGUGCGAGAGCAGCUUUCGAGCAACCCCCCGCACGAUCACAUAACGUCGACCGCCGCCGCCGAGUCUUCGGUAUCCCAGCGGAUGUGUUCAUGCAGUGGAACCCUCUAGACUUCUUUGGUCAUGAAGAAGACGAGCUAUAUGAUGAUGAUGGCUUCCGUCACUACCGGGCUGCAGAUUUUCAUGAUGAGCCAGGUGACCGGCUGAUGCGAGGUGAUCUCCGUCUUUUCAAUGCCCCAGGGCGGCUUCCUGAACCUGAUUAUAAACCGGAGUAUACCCAUCCCAUGAAGCCUGCAUCUGGCUUUACGCAUGACUUCGAGUUAUCAGUCAUGACAUCUGCGCCUGUUUUCGAUAUCGAUAGCCCCGGUUCCUCCAGCUCAAGCAGUAGUCGUUCUGGCGAGACUAUGCUUGCCUGUCCUCGGUGUCAUGAUCCAUUGAUGCUGGGAGCUGCUGAUGUUGCAGAGGACAGAGCCAAGAGAAGACUGUGGGGUUUAAGAUGUGGACAUCUUUUGGACGGAAAAUGCGUGGAGGAAUUGAUGAAGCCGAUACCUCUUGUCAUCUCAGACUUGCUGGACACUGUUGAUGUGAAAGGCAAAGGCAAAGCAAAGGGGACAGACGAACUCGAAUUACCUGGUGCCUAUUCCACCCACUCUGUGAAAGGAAAAGGCAAGGAGACAGAGUCCGAUAUCUUCAACAUAUUCCCUGAACCUGAAUUCUCCUCUAUUCGCUCACGUCUUCGUCCCCGUCCCCCUCUUCCAUCUCAUCCAUCUGGACCUUCGCCCGCUGGCCCUGGCCCAUCCCGCGUGCGAUCUAGAGCUGCUCCCCGCCCACCCGUGAAAGCAAAGACUAUCGGGAAGGGUCGAGCAAAAGUUUCCAAUGUAGAAGCUGAAUAUGAAUGGUCUUGCCCUGUUGGCGGAUGUGGGCACAUUCAUGUGAGCCAGCUCAUUGAUGGGGAGUGGGUCAUGGACGAGAAGAGAGGGGCUAUCACUGUCUUCGUAUGAUACAAGGCAGUUCCCAAGCUGUUUAGCGAAUUAUAUACCGCGACACACCCAUUUUCUCACUUAUGGACUCAUUUGUCCAGCAUCACAAUUUGGAUUCGCAAUCCAUCAAUUGCAUUUUUCUUCUCACCUGUAUAGGUCGUCCCGCCCUCGGAUGUUUGUACCAGGUGCGUGCAUCUCUUAAACCAUUUGUGGGAUUAAGCUUCGCCACGCGCCUGAACUGCUUUCGGUAAGCACUUACAAUUUUAAGGGUAUCACUUCCUACUUUCUCGAACCACUUGGAAGCCCGUUGAUGGAAGAGUUCCGACCGGCUGAGCUACAUGCAAAUAAAUUUACAAACUUCAACGCAAAAUAGUAAUCGCUUUAUCAGAAUCAUUCGACUACACAGUAGAACAUACUUACACUG
Messenger RNA from Suillus clintonianus, 2004 nucleotides. RefSeq lists its product as uncharacterized. NCBI's taxonomy places the organism in Eukaryota, Fungi, Basidiomycota, Agaricomycetes, Boletales, Suillaceae. The transcript is spliced from 3 exons. The coding region runs from base 78 to 1601 and encodes 507 amino acids. The record is from RefSeq and is a predicted model, not a curated record.